AUGGCGGACCCCAAUGCUCCCAAGCCUAGCAGCAGCGUAAAGCUGGUGCUCCUGGGCGAGGCCGCUGUCGGAAAGUCCUCCCUCGUCCUCCGCUUUGUGAACAACGACUUCCAAGAGAACAAAGAGCCCACUAUCGGCGCUGCCUUCCUCACACAAAAGUGCAACCUUCCCUCGAGGACGAUCAAGUUCGAGAUAUGGGACACUGCUGGCCAGGAGCGCUUUGCCUCUCUCGCCCCCAUGUACUACCGCAACGCCCAGGCCGCCCUCGUCGUUUACGAUCUCACUAAGCCCGCCUCCCUCAUCAAGGCCAAGCACUGGGUUGCCGAGCUUCAGCGCCAGGCUUCUCCCGGUAUUGUCAUCGCCCUUGUAGGUAACAAGCUCGAUCUUGCCGACGACGAGGGCGAUGCCGACGACAACGUCCGCAAGGUCUCCACCGAGGAGGCCAAGGCCUACGCUGACGAGGAGAGCCUCCUCUUCUUUGAGACCAGUGCCAAGACCGGCCACAACGUAGAGGACGUCUUCACCGCCAUCGCCAACGCGAUCCCCGAGACUAGCCUCAAGAGCUCUAGGGUGCCCGGUGCCAGCUCCGCCGCUCGGGGCGGGGAUGAGCAACGGGUCAACCUCACCGGACCCAGGGAUGCUGGCGCCAAGGAGGGCUGUGCUUGUUAA
Messenger RNA from Parascedosporium putredinis, 669 nucleotides. Lineage: Eukaryota; Fungi; Ascomycota; Sordariomycetes; Microascales; Microascaceae. The record is from the annotation of a GenBank genome assembly.